UUAGUUUGUUUCCAUGGUCAUACUGAACAUAAAUGACUUAUUUAUGUUAUUAAAGACUGUUUCGGGGCAAAAGGUAAAUAAUUCAGCCGUGUGAUAUGACGUCCAUAGCAGGAGGCCACGGCGAGGCAAAUCCGAACAGCUCCUGGCUCAGUGCCCGUGGAUUCUGGCUGGCCUACCUGCUGGGCCUGCUGUCGGUGCACCUGCUCUUCUUAUCAGUGCCCUUCGUCAGCAUUCCGUGGGCUUGGACGGCCACCAAUCUUCUCCACAAUGCGGCCCACCUCUACUUCCUGCACGUCAUCAAGGGCGCUCCUUGGCUGAGCACAGAGAAUGACCCCAGCCGGCGAUGGACACACUGGGAGCAGAUCGACGACGGCGUCCAGAUGACCACCACCCGCAAGUUCCUCACCGCCGUUCCAAUCGUGCUUUUCCUACUUACUUGCUUGUACACCCGAAACAACACAGAACACUUCAUAGCGAACUUUAUAUCCCUUGUAAUAGUCACGCUACCCAAGUUGCCGCAGUUUCAUGGCGUUCGAUUGUUCAACAUUAACAAAUACUAGGAGCUGUAACAUCUGAUUGGAUUUAUUCGCCUUGAAGAAAAUGUAUAUAACUAUAAUGCUGGCUAUUGUACUCAAUUUGUAAAUCAUGUAAAUAUUCCUAAAUAAAAAAAACCUGCAGAUUAAAAAUA
Drosophila rhopaloa is the source of this 688-nucleotide messenger RNA. It is a transcript of the gene ORMDL, whose product is annotated as ORM1-like protein. The coding region runs from base 96 to 560 and encodes 154 amino acids. The record is from RefSeq and is a predicted model, not a curated record. The transcript is spliced from 3 exons. NCBI's taxonomy places the organism in Eukaryota, Metazoa, Arthropoda, Insecta, Diptera, Drosophilidae. Gene Ontology annotation, biological process: intracellular sphingolipid homeostasis; negative regulation of ceramide biosynthetic process; ceramide metabolic process. Gene Ontology annotation, cellular component: endoplasmic reticulum membrane.